Molecule: messenger RNA, 1278 nt
Organism: Trichechus manatus latirostris (Florida manatee)
Lineage: Eukaryota; Metazoa; Chordata; Mammalia; Sirenia; Trichechidae
Gene: SAXO4
Product: stabilizer of axonemal microtubules 4
Exons: 12
Coding region: 1-1278 (425 amino acids)
Molecular function (GO): phosphatase binding
Source: RefSeq, a predicted model, not a curated record
AUGAUGGGGAAACUCCCCCUGGGGGUUGUCUCCCCUUAUGUGAAGACGAGUUCGGGGGGCUGCUCGGACCCCCUGAAAUUCUACGCCACCAGCUACUGCACAGCCUACGGUCGGGAGGAGUUCAAGCCCCGAAUGGGCAGCCACAUAGGCACAGGCUACAAGUCCAAUUACCUGCCCCUGGUCUCAUACCAAGCCAAUCUCGAUGCCCUGGACAACCCAUCCAUGGGGGAACAAGUCCGGAACAAUUUCCAGACAGUGACCAAUCAGAGUUACCGCCCGUUGGAGGUGCCUGAUGGCAAGAACCCACUGCCCUGGAACAUGCACCAGACCUGCUCUGGCUAUGGGCGGGAGAAGCCCAACACAGGGCCCUCCACCAAGGAGGUCAAGAAGGUCCAUUUCGAUACCCAGGAGCAUGGGGCCCAGGCCAUCACAGGGCUGGAGCCCAAGGAGGUGCCCCUGCUCUACCAGCAGCAGGGCAAAGGCACCAUGGAGUGGGAGAAUGCUCGACAUGGCCCUCGAUUCAUGACAUCUGAGUACAACUCCAAGUAUCUCAAUGAGCCCUCCAACCAGCCAGAUCUCUUGCAGAAGAGAUCGAUUGGUGCCAAGGAGGAGACUGGCUUCACUGAAGAGUCCACCAAGAACCCCAUUGUCUUCAAGCCGCCCUCCCAGGUCCUCCCUGGGGACCCCACUCUUCUCCCGGGCAGGAGUGUUACUAAGUCAGACUUCCUUCCCAUGACCCAUGCUCAUGGAGAUGAGUUCCUACCUGGAUUGGCCAGAGGCUCUGAGCGUGAGACUGGCUUCAGCCGAGUGAAUGAAAAGAUCCUGAACCCCAGAGUGCCCCCUCCUUGCCCGGAACCCAGCAGGAUGAGCCACUGGCAAUUCCAGCCACCCCAGCGGAUGCAACAGACAAACGUUGCUAUGCUUGGCCGGGAGACCGUGGGGAAGAAAGAGCCCACUGGGUUCAGCCUAAACAACCCCAGCUAUGUCCGGAGCUCCUAUGACCCCGACAUGGAUAAUCAGUACCUGACCACCUACAACCAAACGUACUUCGAGAACAUUCCCAAGGGUCUAGACCGGGAAGGCUGGACUCGAGGUGGCAUCCAGCCCCAGAAGCCCGGAGGCUACGCCCUCAACCAGCCAGUCACUCGCAUGGAGCCCAUCCCCAACCCUACGGAGAGCCUGCAGCGCCUGCACCCACACGUGGGAAGAACCCUGACCUGCGUUGACCGCUUCUAUCGAGACACACCUCACAGCAGUCGCUUCACCCCGCCCAGCUGA